Molecule: messenger RNA, 1095 nt
Organism: Xylona heveae TC161
Lineage: Eukaryota; Fungi; Ascomycota; Xylonomycetes; Xylonales; Xylonaceae
Exons: 2
Coding region: 294-773 (159 amino acids)
Source: RefSeq, a predicted model, not a curated record
CUCAAGCUACAUCCGGUUCUCACCUGUCGCUGUCGCUGUCCCUGACACUGUCAUUUCCCUAACUGGCAAAGCACCCUAGUAAUUGUGCAGCGCAGAUUUGGUACCAUUACAAGCCCAAUCGAAAUCGGAGUGUCUUGUGUCUUUUCUGUAGCACCAUACCACGCUUUCCCCAACAAAAACUGGGAGACUUUCAUUGAGCUGCUUGACGAUACUUACUUUUUACACAAAUUACGAUACUCAAACUUCAGCUCUUGUGAUCUCUAAUCAUCCAUCAAGAAUCAAAUAACGCAACCAUGUUUUCGCGCUCAUCAGCAGCAGCGACGCGAAACCUAGCUGUUGUCAAUGGUAGCCUUUACCGCCUCCGCCAAACAUGCCCGCGAGGCACACGAAUCGCUUUGGUCCGCGGCCUGUCUCAAUCACAGACGCAAUCCCUUUCCAGCUCAGCAAUUCUGUCGGCUCGCAAAGAUGCACAGGAUAAGGAUAGCCUGAAGCCCGAACCGACCGAGUAUUCAAAGAGUGGAUCCGAUGCGCAGGCUGCGCAGACAGAGGAAGCAGCCUUUGAUCCACAGAAAACAAGUCCUGAGACGGAAAAGGGGACCGCAGGCUCGGAAGCUAAUGAUUCGAAUCCGCUUGAAGUCAGUCCUGCAAACCAAGAAGUAUCGAAGCCUCGAGGAAGCACCGAAGGUGGGCCCGAAGGAUCAGCGCCUGGUGGGCGCGAGAGAGCCAGUGGAGGCGGAUCACCUAAAAAGCAUGGAAAGACGCCUGCAUCAUGAAUGAGCACUAUUGGGGUCCGAAAAAGGGCACUGAUGAUGCGAGUGUUCUUUUCUUCUGGUAUCCCUGGUCGAUUUGAUGAAGCAAUGAACAUUCCAAUGCAUGUCUUAUGUGGCUUCAUGGCGUAACCUAUACGAACAGAGAAAAUAUCACUGCAUGGCCAUGCGUGACGCGAGGACUUUUUCCUUAAUUGAACAUGCUUUUAAUCAUUUGCAUUUGAAACACAGCAACUGAUAAUGAAUUUUUAUCAAAUAUAUAUGUGAACUCCUCUCAUAAAAUUAACCCAGGUAUCAAUACAUGCACACAACAUCGAAAGCACAGCCU